GUCACACUUUCUUUGCUUCACAGCCCAUAUACAGUACGUUCACUGUUUUCUCUUCUGCAGAAAGUAAAAGCUGCAGAAAGCAACGAUAAAAUAACGACAUAAAGCCAUGUUUUCACCAAUGACGCGUGCACGGUUGUUGGGAAAAGCGGUGGAGUGUGUUUCCAGAGUCCAUCUGCAGAGUGGUGCAGUGUGUCAGAAGGCAGCAGUAAAACACUCAACCCCACAGAUUCCCCCAUGUGAUUUUAAACCUGAUUCAUACCAGGCAAUGUCUAAGCAGCGUCUGCUGGAGAUCAGGAAGCAGAUCUGUAACCCCAUGACUAUGAAGGUGACGUACUACAAGGAGCCAGUGUUUAUUCAUCAGGGACACAUGCAGUGGUUGUGGGAUAUGGAUGGGAAGCGUUAUCUCGACCUGUUCGCCGGGGUGGCCACCGUCAGCGUCGGACACUGCAACCCGAGAGUAACUGAAGCUGCAGUGAAGCAGCUGGAGCAUCUGUGGCACACCACAGCCAUCUACAUCCACCCUCAGAUUCAGGAAUAUGCAGAGAAACUCGCCUCCCUCCUGCCUGAACCGCUGAAGGUAGUUUACCUCACUAACAGUGGAUCUGAGGCUAAUGACCUGGCUAUGCUGAUGGCACGAGUACACACGGGCAACCACGACGUUAUCACACUAAGAGGCUCGUAUCAUGGUGGCAGUCCGCUGGCGAUCGGCCUGACGUCAAACGCAGCGUAUAAAUACCCCGUGGCCUCUGGAUUCGGCUGCCAUAACACCAUGUGUCCUGAUGUGUUCCGGGGUGUGUGGGGAGGGAACCAAUGCAGAGAUUCUCCUGUUCAGACAAUCAGAGAGUGCAGCUGCUCACCAGGGCACUGCCAAGCCAAUGGCCGGUACAUUGAGCAGAUGAAGGAAAUGUUUGCCACGACGGUGCCCAACCGCAUCGCUGCAUUCUUUGGGGAGCCCAUUCAGGGUGUGGGAGGAGCUGUCCAGUACCCCAAGAGCUUCCUCAAAGACACCUACAAGCUUGUGCGGGAAAAAGGUGGAAUCUGUAUUGCAGACGAGGUUCAGACUGGCUUUGGACGCACAGGAAGUCACUUUUGGGGCUUUCAGGCACAUGAUGUCAUGCCAGACAUCGUGACCAUGGCCAAAGGCAUUGGUAAUGGGUUUCCUAUGGGGGCUGUGGUCACUACAGAAGAGAUUGCCGGGUCAUUCGCUAAGGGAGUUCACUUCAACACAUUCGGUGGAAACCCGGUGGCCUGUGCCAUUGGCUCCUCUGUGCUGGACACGAUUGCAGAGGACGGGCUCCAGGAGAACUGUGCUGUGGUGGGAACGUACCUCCUGACUGAACUGGCCAAGCUGAGGGACAAACACGAGAUCGUCGGAGAUGUUCGGGGAAAAGGCCUGAUGAUCGGUGUGGAGAUGGUUACAGAUAAAGUGAGUCGUGUUCCCCUCCCUAAAGAGGCCAUGGCUGAGAUUUUUGAAGACGUUAAGGAUAUGGGGGUGCUGAUCGGGACUGGAGGACUUUACGGGCAGACAUUCCGGAUUAAGCCACCCAUGUGCAUCACCAAGGAGGAUGUGGAUUUCUUCCUGGCGGUGUUCGACCAGGCCCUGCAAAACUACGAGACAAGAAGAUGAGAAUAUAAGAAGUUCUGACAAGUAGAUAUUGGGCAGUAACAAAAUUCAACUUUAAUAGAUUGUCAAAUCCACAAAAAAAGCUCAUUUAAAACAUAAAUAAUUUAACAUUAACUUGUUUAUAGUGUUACUUUUGUGUUUUCCAGAAUAUGGAAACUAAUGGGAAAUUUUUUUUUUUUAUUUUGAUUUUUGCUGCUCUUACAUUCCACAGUAUUGUAUGUACUAAGGCUAAGUUUAGGCAUUCAUCAAAACAGAUCUGAUUUGAGAAACAAAUCUGACUUGCCUGAAGUCUGAACAUAGCCUAUUAUACACAGAUUAAGCAUGACAUUAUGACCAACCGUUACCCAUGUUUUCCGUUAUUUAGUUAUAUAAUAAUUACAGAUUGUAGUCCUGUGUCUGUUUCUCUUCUUCAGUGGUCAAGACCCCAUAGGAUAGAACAGUAAGAGCAGAUAUUAAUAUUUAGGUGGUGGGUCAUUAUUAUUCUUAGCACUGCAGUGAUUAGCACUGAGGAGCAUGGUGGUGGUGUAUGAGGUGUUAGUGUGCUGACAGUAUGAGUGAGUGGAUCAGAUACAGCAGUGCUGCUGGAGUUUUUAAACACCUUAAUGUCACUGCUGGACUGAGAAUAGCUAGCUGUAGGUACGAGUGUGUAAUAGAAUUGAGGACCGUGAGUAAACAACUGCUGCUGUAUCUGAUCCUUUGAGAAUAAUGACCCACAACUAAAAUAAAGCUGCUCUCUGGUGGUCUUGUGUUUUUUUUUUACCACUGAAAAACAGGGUUACAAAAGGAUAAUACAGCUCUGAAAAAAAAAUGAAGAGACCAUUUCAGUUUCUGAAUCAGUUUCUCUGAUUUAGCUUUUUAUAGGUUUAUGUUUGAGUAAAAUGAACAUUGUUGUUUUGUUCUAUAUAAACUACAGACAUAUUUCUCCCAAAUUCCAAAUACAAAUACUGUCAUUUAGAGAAUUGAUUUGUAGAAAAACAAAGUUCAUAGUCAUACAGUUUUAAGAGUCCAUACAUCAAUAUUUAGUGGUAUAAGCCUGGUUUUUAAUCACAGUUUUCAUGCAUCUUGGCAUCAUGUUCUUCUCCUCCAGUCUUACACACUGCUUUUGGAUAACUUUAUGCCUUUACUCCAGGUGCAAAAAAUCAAGCUGUUUCAAGUUAAGAUCAUCUAAAUGCUUUAUGCCAACUUUGAUACAUCAUGCUCCCUUGUCAUGAGCACAGUGGACGGUGUUCAACUACACUGACAAGAUAACACCUCACAACAUAUACAGGUGUUGGCAUUCCCAAGCUGUCCCCUAUGUAAUUCACUUCAUGAUCAACUUAUAAACUGCUGUCCCAUGACUUUUGACAGCAUGUGAGUAUAUAUACAGAAUUACAUUGGAUUGUUGUCUUAAUCUGUACCUGUGAAUCAGAAUUGUAUUAUACAUCAUACACACUCAUCCAAAUAAAGCAAAUGAACAAUAAAA
This is a messenger RNA of Astyanax mexicanus (Mexican tetra), 3086 nucleotides long. It is a transcript of the gene agxt2, whose product is annotated as alanine--glyoxylate aminotransferase 2. Gene Ontology annotation, cellular component: mitochondrion. Bases 107 to 1627 code for a protein of 506 amino acids. Gene Ontology annotation, biological process: glyoxylate catabolic process. NCBI's taxonomy places the organism in Eukaryota, Metazoa, Chordata, Actinopteri, Characiformes, Acestrorhamphidae. The transcript has 14 exons. The record is from RefSeq and is a predicted model, not a curated record. Gene Ontology annotation, molecular function: L-alanine:glyoxylate transaminase activity; pyridoxal phosphate binding.